UGCGUCAAACAAAUGAGCUAAUUUGAAUAAAAAAUUAUAAUUGACCAAUGGGAAGCCAGAAGAAAGUCAGAGCGGAAGCACGCUGAGACGCCAUUGUCUGGUCGGUUGUGAUUGCAGGUCACAAAAAACGAAAUUCAUGACUUGAUUUGUCGUUUUUUGCUGAACUCCGAUUGCAAAGAAUAUUGCGCAGCUGAAUAAAGAUACCGAAAUUUGCCGAUCGACCUGUGACGGAAUUUUACAGACGUAAAUCGUUCCGAUAAGUUACCUGGCAAUCAUGCCAAUCAAGAUCUUUGUGGGAAACCUGUCUUCGGACACCACGUCAGAGGAUAUUCGGCCAUUGUUCGAAUCCUAUGGGAAGGUCGUAGAAUGUGAUGUCCUCAGGAAUUUUGGGUUUGUGCACAUGGCCAAUGAGGGCGAGGCUGAUGCAGCCAUCAAUGAACUCUCUGGCAGUGUCAUCCAUGGUCAGAGAAUUAAUGUAGAGAAAUCUACCGGCACUUACAGAGGUGGUGGUGGAGGAGGGAAAAUGAUGGGACGUGGUGCACCCAGAGGUCGUGGUGCUCCAAGGGGUGGUGGUCUUAGAGGUCGCGGUGGCCCACCACAGGGUCGCGGUCGUGCCCCUGACCCGUACGACUCCUACCCCCCUCCUAGGCCCCGCCCUUAUGAGAGGGACCCAUACGCUGCGUACGAUGACUAUUACGCAAGACGCUACCCUGAGGACCGCCUCCCCCCACCCAGACACCCUGAUGACCGUCUCUAUGAUCGUGCUGAACGUCUUCCACCACAUGACCCCUAUGACAGAUACCCACCAUCACGCUAUCCGCCUCCCAGGGACCCAUACGACCGGUACCCACCACCACCGAGACCAGCCCCUGCUGAUCCCUAUGAGAGGCCACCACCUGACUAUUAUAACAGGUUCAGAGCCUAUGAUGGGUAUGAUGACCCACCAAGACGCCCUGCAGAGUCCAUGCUGCCUCAAGCCAGACCCUCGGCUAAUGGCUAUGAUGACAGGCCUCUUCCACGGGAACCUCCUGCACCGGGGACAGGCUCCGAGGCCUUUAGUAGCUCCUACUCCAGCUACUACGACCGCUUCUACAAGCCUGGGGGUGGGGCAAAUGGGUCUGCACCCUCUGCUCGCCCUGGGGGCCCCCCUGCCCCCUCCAGAGGUGGCGGGGCCGGUCGCCCCUCCCCCUACGCCAACCAGGCAGGACACCCAGGACAGGGCCGCCCAGGACAAGGCCGUCCUACAGACCAGCAGCAGGCACUUCAGACUGGACCAAUAUAUUUUUAAGGAAUGCUGGCAGCUACUCAUUUUAGUUUUAUCAUUGUGUUGUAAUUUCCAUUGUGUAAUACAAAUGUUCAUGUUAAUAGCUAAACAUGUUUUCCCGCUUUCUUGACAAAACAGUAUGUUCGACAGUAUGGAACAUCAUGGAAUAUAUUUGAUGCACUUUCAUUUGAGUUGUUUGUACAAUUUUGUGUUCAUUAUGUUAUACUUUUUCUUUUAAAUAUGUCUGCAAUUCAGAGUCUCAGCAGUGGGAAUGAGCAUCAUUCAGGCCUUUUUGUGUGAACAUUAUCUCAAUGAUAAGGUUGUCUCACAUUUGUUUCUGUUGUCAUUUGUCCGAAUUUUAAGCAAUGAUAUUUCAUAAAGCCUAAUAGGUAUUUGAAUGAUUAAAUCACCUCAUUAAUUUAAACAAGCAAAAAUAAAUUAGUUUUAAUUAGUAAAGUAGAACAAAUGUUUCAUGUUAUCAUUUUGUAAAUAGUUCAUACAUAUGCUAAAAUCAUGUUUUGUCACACUUUUGGAUAAUUAAUGAUAAUAAACAUUGUCACAAAUCAA
This is a messenger RNA of Dreissena polymorpha, 1831 nucleotides long. RefSeq names its product RNA-binding protein 4.1-like. Bases 275 to 1288 code for a protein of 337 amino acids. Gene Ontology annotation, cellular component: cytosol. Gene Ontology annotation, molecular function: mRNA binding. NCBI's taxonomy places the organism in Eukaryota, Metazoa, Mollusca, Bivalvia, Myida, Dreissenidae. The record is from RefSeq and is a predicted model, not a curated record. The transcript has 8 exons.